This is a messenger RNA of Kuraishia capsulata CBS 1993, 1359 nucleotides long. RefSeq lists its product as uncharacterized. Gene Ontology annotation, cellular component: cytoplasm. The transcript has a single exon. Gene Ontology annotation, biological process: N-terminal peptidyl-glycine N-myristoylation. Bases 1 to 1359 code for a protein of 452 amino acids. NCBI's taxonomy places the organism in Eukaryota, Fungi, Ascomycota, Pichiomycetes, Pichiales, Pichiaceae. Gene Ontology annotation, molecular function: glycylpeptide N-tetradecanoyltransferase activity. The record is from RefSeq and is a predicted model, not a curated record.
AUGAGCGACAAGAAGGACGACAAGGCUAUUGGCAAAAAGUCGAUCGAAGAGAUGCUGCGGAUGCUGGCAAUGGGCCAGAGUCUGAGCGAGCCUGAGCAGAAGCAGAUGGCGGACUACAAGUUCUGGAAGACGCAGCCUGUUGCACGCUUAGACGAGAAAGUCGACCAAGAAGGUGAGAUUAAUGUUGGGAAGACGCCAGCGGAUGUUCCCGCCGAGCCAUUGCCGCUUCUAGCCGAUUUUGAGUGGGUUACCAUGGAUCUCACCGAUGCUGCCGAGACCAAGCAGGUGUACGAGCUUCUUUACGGGCAUUAUGUCGAGGACCAAGAUGCCACGUUCAGAUUUGCCUACUCGGCCGAGUUUUUUGACUGGGCUCUGAAACCACCAGGAUGGCGUCGUGAUUGGCAUGUUGGUGUUCGUGUUAAGGCUUCUGGCAAACUGGUGGCCUUCAUAUCGGCUGUUCCUGCCACUCUUUCUGUCAGAGAUACCGAAAUGAAGGCGGUUGAAAUCAACUUUCUCUGUAUCCACAAGAAGCUGCGUGCUAAGAGAUUGGCACCUGUUCUGAUCAGAGAGAUCACGCGGAGAGUUAACAGACAGAACAUCUGGCAGGCUCUGUACACUGUGGGUAAGGUUCUGCCCUCUCCUGUGACCACGUGCCGGUACUACCAUCGUCCCUUAAACUGGCCUAACUUGCUGGAUGUAGGAUUCAGCGUGUUGCCUCAGGGAAAGACAAAGGCCCAGAUGGUUGCCAAAUAUACCAUUGGAUUAGAGACCAAGACUCCUGGUUGGAGAACAGCUAUCAAGAAGGACAUCCCUCAGAUGAAGGAGUUGUUUGAUAGAUAUCAAUCUCGACUUGAGUUGGUUCAGCAUUUUACUGAAGAAGAGCUAGAGCACAUGCUGAUUGAUCCUCAUGAUACUGAGAAGGUUGUUCAUUGCUAUGUUUCCGAAACUGAGGGUCGCAUCACCGACUUUGUUUCGUUCUACCUGCUGCCCUUUUCUGUUCUCGACAAUGCCACUCACGAGAAGUUGGGAGUCGCUUAUCUAUUCUACUAUGCCUCUGAAGCUGGUCUUGAUAAGCCUCGUUUUGAUCCUGCUGGAACCAAGGCUCUUGCUGACAGACUGAAGUUACUGGUUGGGGACUGUCUGGUGGUGUGUAAAGGUCUUGGUGUCGAUGUCUUCAAUGCUGUUUCGUCUCAGGACAAUGCUCUUUUCCUGCAGGAUCUGAAGUUUGGUGGAGGUGAUGGGUUUUUGAACUUUUACCUGUUCAAUUACAAGGCGUUUCCUAUUGCUGGAGGUAUUGACGAGAAGACCAAGGAGGCAGAUGUGGUGAAAAGAAGUGCUGUUGGCGUGGUGAUGUUGUGA